AUGAUGGAACAAAAAAUUAGGUUGUUCUUAUUUAUUAAAAUAUCAUUUUUUACACUUUUAGGCUGGAUAUGUCACUUUUACAGUGAUAUGUGCUCUUUAAAUAAAAAUUUGGUUGAAAAAUGCAAUCUUUGUAGAAAAUUAAAUACAAGAAAUUAUCGAUUAUUAGAAAAAUCUAAAAAGGAUAAGGAUUUAUGUGUUGAAAAUUUUAAAGAAAUGCCAAAUAAUGAAUUAAAAGAAAAAAAAUGUAUAUCUAAUAAUAAAAAAGGAACAAAUGAAAAACACAAUCACUCAUGUAGAAGUUCAUUAUAUAUUGAUAAAUACGGUGAAAAUGUUAAGAAAAAUAAAUGUGUUAUAACUAAAACAAAAAAAUAUUCCAAUUUCGAAGAAAAAAUAUUUAAAGAACUUGAUUAUAGAGAUUACCUUAAAAACGUCAAGAUGAUUAAAGAUAAGGAAUAUGGAAAAUUAGUACAUACAAAACGCCGAAUACGAAUUGCCUUGCUUUUGUUAUUGUUUUUGGUAUUGAUACUACCCGUAUUAGAUCUUUCAUUAGAGAAACUUGCAGAUGGUGGUUUGCUGGGCUUAUUAGGAUUGUUAUACCCAACUAAAGCUGUAGCUGAUCCUCCAGGAAGUAUGAUUGUUCAUGGAAUAGAUGGACUUUUGAUUAAAUUGUUCAACAUUGGAGAUUGGGGUCCAUCAAAAGCUAUACCUAAAUUAAACUUUUUGUUUUAUUGCAUACCUUUCCUUAUAUUUGUUGUCAUAUUUAUAUUAGGGAUGGUUUACUACUAUAAAAAAGUUAUAAAAUACGAAAAUAUUAAGUUCAGAAAAAGAUUAAAUAAGAAGUAA
Plasmodium malariae is the source of this 843-nucleotide messenger RNA. RefSeq names its product fam-l protein. The transcript is spliced from 2 exons. The record is from RefSeq and is a predicted model, not a curated record. Lineage: Eukaryota; Apicomplexa; Aconoidasida; Haemosporida; Plasmodiidae. The coding region runs from base 1 to 843 and encodes 280 amino acids.